GCGGGGGCUGCUGGGUAAUCCGACUCCAGAGAGGGAAAGAGAAGGAGGGAGGCGGCGGCGGCAGAGACUGGCGUCGUCGGGGAGGCCCUGACACCGCCGCCCUCUCGCGUUUCAGCGCAGCCCCGGCUCGGCGGCCCCCAGACAUGGAGCGGCGGGGGAGCCGGAGAUGGAACUCCGCCUCCGCGCCUUUCUCCCCGCGGUGAUCUCCCUCGGCCUGCCCCUCCUCUCGCCUGUGGCGGCGGCGGCGGCGGCUGCUGCUUCUGGGCCCUUCCUGGCUCUCCUCACGCCCGCCCGGCGGUGGCGGCAACCGAGAAAUGGUCGGGGUGUAGCGACGGAGCCAGCGGAGACCAGCAAAGAAGAUAAAUUAUCUAGCCGUAUCCAAAGUAUGCUUGGAAACUAUGAUGAAAUGAAGGAUUUUAUAGGUGACCGGUCCCUCCAGAAGCUUGUUGAAAUUCCUAAACCAACAGUACCAUCAACAACAGAUGAAAAAUCAAACCAAAGUUUCUUUGGUGAUCAGAGGCACAGUACUGGCUCUCAUCAGAGCAGCAAAUGGACGCCUGUAGGUCCAGCACCUAGCACUUCUUCCCAGUCGCAGAAGCGUUCCAUAGGUUUACAGAGUGGACAUGGUGGCCAGCGCAACAGUGGCAAUAACACUAGCAGUAGUGGGCAAAGGCAUGACCGUGACUCGUAUAGCAGUAGUGGGAGCAGCAGUAGCCGUAAAAAAGCCCAGCAUGGAUCUGAACAUUCAAAGUCCCGUUCUUCCAGCCCUGGAAAACCACCUGCUGUUUCUUCUCUGAACUCCAGUCAUUCCAGGUCUCAUGGAAAUGAUCAUCACAGCAAGGAACAUCAGCGCUCCAAAUCUCCGCGAGACCCUGAUGCCAACUGGGACUCACCCUCCCGUGUCCCUUCCUUUUCUAGUGGUAGUCAGGCUUUCCCUCCUUCGCUUAUGUCUAAAUCUAACACAAUGUUGCAGAAGCCUACUGCCUAUGUAAGGCCUAUGGAUGGUCAGGAGUCCAUGGAACCAAAGCUAUCUUCUGAACACUACAGUAGCCAGACACACAGCAACAAUAUGAAUGAACUGAAACCUGGUAAAGCACAUCUAACAAAGCUGAAAAUUCCGUCUCAGCCGCUUGACGCAUCAGCAUCCAGUGACAUGAGCAGUGUGGAUGAAAUUCUAAAAGAGAUGACCCAUAUUUGGCCACCGCCAUUGACAGCUAUUCACACACCUUGCAAAACUGAACCUUCAAAGUUUCCAUUCCCAACAAAGGAAGCUCAGCAAUCUAAUUUUGGCACUGGAGAACAAAAAAGAUACAAUUCUUCAUCAAAAACAUCUAAUGUCCACCAGUCUAAAUCGUGUGAAUCAAACCAGACAAACGUCCUUAUAAAUGACUUGAAAAUCAGCAGCAGCGAAGACAGUGAUGUCGAGCAGGAUUCUGAUAAGACUGUGCCAAGAGGUACACCUGGAAGUAAUUCUGAACCUUCCCAGCAUACAAGUGAAGGAGCCGAUAAUUCUAGAGAUGACUCAAGCAGCCAUAGCGGAUCGGAGAGCAGUUCUGGUUCCGACUCUGAAAGUGAAAGUAGUUCAAGUGACAGUGAGGCAAAUGAGCCAUCCCAGAGUGCGUCUCCUGAGCCGGAACCACCUCCAACGAACAAGUGGCAGCUGGACAACUGGCUGAACAAGGUGAAUCCGCAUAAAGUAUCACCAGCUUCUUCUGUGGACAGUAACAUCCCAUCAACACAAGGCUACAAAAAUGAGGGUAGAGAUCAGAGCACAGGGGGUGGAUAUGCAGAUCAGAGUGGAUCUAAAGAAUCAAUUUCUUCCACUCCUGGGAGAGAUUCAAAAACCAGCCAGAAAGGAUCAGAGAGCAAUCGGGGCAGACAAAAGUCACCUGCUCAGAGUGACAGCAUGACCCAAAGGAGGACUGUAGGUAAAAAACAGCCCAAAAAGACAGACAAACCAUCUGUGGAAGAGCCCAGAGGGGGGCUGAAAAUAGAAAGUGAAACUCCAGUGGACAUGACAACAAAUAUACCCUCUAACAGACACAAGGCAGCCACAAAAGGCUCUAGAAAGCCCAACAUAAAGAAGGAGCCCAAAUCUUCACCUCGGCCUACAACCGAGAAAAAGAAGUGCAAGGUUGCAAACAAGUCCUCCCAGAAAUCCAAGGAAUUCAUAGAAACAGAUACCUCAUCCUCUGAUUCUGAUGAGAAUGAAAGCUUGCCUCCUUCAUCACAAACCCCCAAAUAUUCUGAGAGCAAUAGGACUCCUGUUAAACCCUCCAUGGAGGAGGAUGACAGCUUUUUACGGCAACGAAUGUUCUCUCCUAUGGAAGAGAAGGAACUCCUUUCACCCCUCAGUGAUCCUGAUGAAAGGUAUCCCCUUAUUGUGAAGAUUGACUUGAGCCUCUUAACCAGAAUACCAGGGAAGCCUUACAAAGACACAGACCCAUCAAAAGUUGAGAGGAAGAAUGUGUCCGAGAAGCAUCCAAGGGAGCCCCAGAAAACAUCCUCCGAGAAAGGUUCCACCAAGGGCAAGCGGAAGCAUAAGUUAUGUCAGAAUGCAGAGGAAAGCCGAGGCGUUGAAAGCAAGAAAACUAAACUAGAAGAAAAGGCUCCUUCAGCGCACAAAACUUCCAGUAACAGAGAAUCAUCAAAGCAGAGUGCUGUUAAGGAGAAGGAUCUUCUUCCGUCUCCAGCCACAACCCCAGCCACCCAGAAAGAUUCCAAGCAAGAGCAUGGGUCCCGGAAGAGAACCGUCAGUCAGUCAUCUUCCUUGAAAUCGAGCAGUAACAAUAACAAGGAGAGUAGCAGCAGCAAAGGUAGCUCUUCUAAACAAAAGAAGACUGAAGGGAAGGCCUCAAGUAAUACCAAGGAAGCAAAGGAGAAGCUUUUAAAUAAUUCUGCAAACUGCCCUUCUGCCUCCACCAUGACUACAGAUAACUCGAAGUCCCGGAGAGCAAAGCUAGUGUUUGAUGACAGGACUUACUCAGCAGAUCACUACUUGCAAGAAGCAAAGAAAUUAAAGCACAAUGCCGAUGCAUUGUCUGACAGGUUUGAGAAAGCUGUGUACUACCUUGAUGCCGUCGUGUCGUUCAUUGAAUGUGGGAAUGCAUUAGAGAAAAAUGCUCAGGAAUCAAAGUCCCCGUUCCCUAUGUAUUCGGAAACUGUGGAGCUGAUCAAGUACACUAUGAAACUGAAGAAUUACUCAGCACCAGAUGCUACUGCAGCAGACAAAAGGCUAGCAGUGCUGUGUCUUAGAUGCCAGUCCCUGUUAUACUUAAGACUUUUCAAACUGAAGAAGGAGAGUGCCCUGAAGUAUUCCAAGACAUUGACUGAACAUCUAAAGAAUUCCUAUAACAAUUCUCAAGCACCAUCACCUGGUAUGGGAAGCAAACCAGUCAGCAUGCCGUCUCCAGUCUCUCCGAAGUUGUCUCCGGGAAAUUCAGGAAAUUACUCUUCAGGGUCAACCAACCCUUCAGGGAGCACAUCUUCAGUUACUAUUCCACAACGGAUACACCAGAUGGCAGCCAGCUAUGUCCAGGUUACAUCCAAUUUUCUGUAUGCCACUGAAAUUUGGGACCAAGCUGAUCAGCUUGCUAGAGAGCAAAAGGAAUUCUUUGCUGAACUGGAUAAAGUGAUGGGCCCUCUGAUCUUUAAUGCAAGUGUCAUGACAGACCUAGUACGUUACACAAGACAGGGACUGCAUUGGUUGCGUUUGGAUGCCAAGUGAUAACUGGACUGAAGAAAUCUAAAGCAUAGAAGAUACUUUUCUUGCUGCCUCUGAUUUUUUUUCAACACUGUGUCAUAAAAAAAUAAGGAAGACUGCCAUAAUGCAUUGCUUAGUGGACACUGAGAUUAAGGAAUGCUUUCAUGUGUCUCCCAGCAUCAUGUGUUUGAGAACCUCCCAACCAUCAUGUUAAUGAACUUUUUCAGUUGUUCCAUUUUUAAGGUAUUUAAAAAAUAGUUUAAACUCUGCAACGUUUUAAUGUAAGAUCGAUUCAUUGAGCUGCAAUUGGAUUGGAAUUCUAGUAAUUAUGCCUAACAAAUCUGUUUUAAAACAUAUUUAUUUUAAUUUGUUUUUGAAAGCUCUAUUUUUGGGCUUUUUUAAGAUUUAGCAAUUUUUCCUAUAAAUUUUACCUGAUCAAGUACUUAGUGAAGAUAAAAUGUAGACACUUUAUUUAAGUAUUUUGUGAGCUUUGUUAUUCUGUAAUGUCUUGUGGUGGUAGAGCUUGUAAGAGAAAGUCAGGGUUGAUAGAUUCUAAAGUGUAGGGACAUAUUUUCAUGAAUAUCUCAGUUAAACCCCUAAAUGACAGCCACAGGUUUAUUAUUGUACUAAGUUCCAAGGAUGUUGUUCUAUACAUUAAGCCAUUUUAUUUAAGUGAGAUGUAAAAAAAAUAUCUCUAUGGACACUUAGCUUCAAAACACGUCUUAACACUAAUAAUAUGAAAACCUUCCAGGAAGUUGCAUUUAAUGCAAUAUCAAAGUGAUGUGGGUCUCACAAUUGAGCUUCAGUCUGCAGGUGUAGACCAGAAAUGGUUUCAAAUGGACAAUCUUGUGCUUUGGUGCAGCCUCUGUUUCCUUGCUUGUCUUUAUUAGACACUGAAGCCACUAACUCACUCCUACAUGGAAGUGAUGCUUGUCCAUUUCCAGUGGUAAAUCAGAAAAUGUGAGCAGUAACUAAACACCCUUGGGUUUCUCAUGGUUAGGUGUACGCAGGGGGCAACAUGGGGUUGAGAGUAGACCUAUGAUUACAGGGACAUUUUAAACUGUUAACGUCCAGUUGAUUUAAAAUCUUGCUUUUGCCCCAUUUUAUGACACCUUCCUUAAUGUUAAGUGUUUGUGAUGGGAACAGAAUCUUUAAUUUUCAAGGAAAUAACUGUGAUCACCAAAAAUCAUGCGUGGAAUUCUAAGUGACUGCUUUAAGGUUACUAACCAGAGCACCUUUCCAUAGGAGGUGCCUGCCUGACGAAAAGAAUACUGCUUAGCAUCCCUAACAUGUCUGGUGUGCCUUAUGCCUUUUUAGACGAAGAUUUUGAAUACUGUUUACAAGAGGUUUUACACUUAGGACCUGGUAUACUGUAUCCAGUUGGUCUCCUGCAGUACUUUGGUAAAAUUCCACUUCCUUUUCCUGAUAACUAGUGGCUGUCAUUUGUUGAGAAUACACACAUUGGUUGUUCGUUAGAGUCAAACUCUGAACCCCUCUCAGUGUGGGGUUGUGGAAUGCUGCUUUACCUGCCCUUGUCCCUGAACCCUACCCCAGAUGUAAAUGUGCAUGUUCAAGAAAAUGAUUGCACUAAAUUUAUGUCUAGCUGUAUAGCUAUGUGCCAAAAUGAUGGCGAACGUUGAAAGAAGGAAUAGAAUUCUACAUUGAUUAGUACUGCAGUGUGUCCUUGGGACGUUGAGAAACUUCAUAAAUUAUAGUCACUAAACUAUAGCUUGCAUAGUCAACGGAGCCUUGUGUUCGGAUGGUUUGUACUUCAAGGAAUGCACAGGUUCUCUUACCUUGAUACUUUGAAUUGUUUCCGAUGAAAUCAACUAUCCCUUGGUUCUGUAUUCACAAUCAUUAAUGCUGUUUACUGUUGCACUCUUAUCCACAAGAAUGCAUUGUAAGAGUGGAGGGAAAAAUACGAAGUCGCACCCAUGCAUACAAAAGAUGAUAAAUCAAACAAUAUUUGAGAAAAUGAUGCAGCCUAGGAUGAUUUACUGUGGGCAAACUGAAUUUCAGUUAAGCAGUAAUGGGUGAUGAUGUAUUAAAUGGCUACAUAUUCUUUUGGUGUCGCUGUUUGGCCAGUGCAAAUACAACUGCUGUCAUAUGGAACCUUCUUUAAACCGCUUCCUUGGCAAGCAGUUUAUUGUGUAUGUGCCCGGCACACAGACUAAGAGAGUUUCAGAUUAUUUUUUAAAAAAUAAAAAGAAAUGGUUUCUGUGGUCCAUUUCAUGUGAGCUGCUUGUGUAGAGGUACCAGUCUCGUGAAGCAGUUUUAAAGCGGGCACGUUUUCAUGUGCUUUGGUCCCAAGAGGUACAGCACAGAUGCUAACUCAGAUCCAAUGGAUAGGUUUUUCCUUAACAUUCAGAAGUGCCUGGCACACUUAUCAUACCGAAGCCUCUACACUGUUAGCAGGAGUUGGAUUACAAGCUCACUUGCUGUGUAGUGCUGCAGUGAUCAGCAGGGUGAUUUGGCUUGGUUUUGUACCCAGUUACCAUAACUGCCAGUGGGAAAAUCUCUCUCGUUUUUUUAAAAAAACAUUGUUUUCAGAAGUAGAAUACUCUAUAUCAGAUUGGAUUUUUUUUAAAGAAGCUUCUUCAGAUGAAUCCUAGACAUUUGUAUGUUUAAUAAUUUAGCAAGGCCUCUGUAGUUUUAAAUGUAUACCUAAGCUAGCAAGCAUUAUCUUUUGUAAUAUAUGCCUCCCAGAGGUAUUAUUUGUAUUUCCUAAAUAUGAGCAGUUCUUUUCCUUCAUGAAUGCAAACUGUCUAGCAGUUUCCAACCAGUUAAAUUAGGAGUAGACAAAAUUUCAAAAGGCCAUCGAAUUUGGAAUUCCUUUGUCUCUAAAGUGCAUGAGUAAUUUGCCAAAGUUAAUUGUUAAAUGCAAACACAUCAUGAGCUUUUCCUUCUCUUCUCAAAGAGCAAAAGCAAGCUUAACAUCUGCCCUUAAGAUGCAUUAUGUGUAUAUUUUGAGCACUGGCACUGGCAUUGUGCUGUUGUCUUUGUGUGGAAACUCUGGAAUAAGGGGUUUUAUGGUUGUGUAUUCACACAUAUCAAUGUUGCUGUGUAUCCCAGUGAUGAGCCUUUUAGAACUGCUUAAUAGUCGGACUAGGCUUGCUCAGGUGUUCAAGUAAUUCUGAAUUUUCUCUCAAAAGUUGCAGGGUCAUAGGAGAGCAAUUCAUGAACGGUGGCACGAGAUCCACCAGUGGAAUUCUUUAGGUGUUUCACCAGCCUGCUGGCAGUGAGUGGGUGAGACACUGUAGCAUUAGAAGCUACAAAUGUUUCACUUCAUCAGUCGAUUCUGACUAGCAUGUCCCCAAACUAAAGAUCAGUUCUGAUGGCAGAUCCCCUUAAUAAAAUGCCUAGGAAACACUGACCUUGUUGACACUUAGCUACUUCAUUUUGUAUCUUAAAUGAACAUUCAGGGUACCAGACUAAGAUGACCCAGCGUGUUCAGUUCAAUAUGAUUUAAAUCUCUUGGCUGUAAAGCAGAGCAAGUGGCUCUUGACCUUUGACAGCAGUAUGCAAUUUGUAAUAUACAUGUUUCUAAUACAUAUAUCUACAUACAUAUAUAAAUGAAUGAACUCAAGUCUGUCCAAAGUUUGUUAUACUUGUGUUAGGUUAUAGUACAGCUGACUAUAUCAAUAUAUUUAUUGAGUGCUGAGCCAUCCUCAUUUUGGUGAUGGUGAUAAACUUUGCAUAUUAUGCUGGAGUGCUAUCAGUUUCUUUUAGAUUAUUGAAGCUUGAUUGCUGUGAUUUUAUACACGAGAAACCCUGUAGUGUGUGUUAUGAGCAGCCACAGCCGGUAGGGAGUCUGGAUAUAAUGGAGGGAUUGCCAAAGGCAAGUAAGACAUAGCUGUAGGCAGAUAACCACGAAGCUUGCCAAAUCUGGCAAAUAUCGGGAAAGACUACUUUUGCUAUAUAUAGUAACAUUUCCCUGCACUGUAAACUUUGCAGUAUUUUUUAUUAAGGGGGUUUCAAUGGACCUGAGCAAAUCAAGUCUGAAUACAUUUUACCCAUACAAGAAGUAAGCAACAACCAGACCAUAUGGCAGAGUCCAGAAUGGCAAAUAUUUCAUAAAUAUUUGCGUCAAGGACAGAAUGACGUUAAAUUGAGUGGAAAUCAGUAUUGUGGGAAGUUUGGGUUUUUGGUAGCUAAGUUAAUGUUGGAGAUCUUUCAACAGAGUGUAGCCAAAGCUUUUACUAGUGUGCUCUAUUCAGCGACUUUCCCCCAAGACCUAGAAAAUGCAGGUUAACUGUACAGAGUAUGAGAAAUCAGUUUCAUUAUUUUGGGUGGGUACUGGGGUGCUUAUGGCAUUUUAAAAAUAGCAGUUAUGGGAAAUGGGUUGAUUGUAACAUUCUCACUGGAGUCGAGACUUUUGUAGAAACCCGAGUGUUUUCACAAAAUGGCUUCUCCCGAUUCAUCGAGGCUUUAAGCAAACUCAGCCGAAGACAUUUUGUUGCUUCCCGCUCAGAUUAAUUGUCAAAGUGGAUCUAAUUUUGGCUUGUCUUCCCAAUUCCAUGUGUAAAUGUAUUGACCACACAUUUGUUUCUGGUAAUGUAACCGAACAGAACUGGUGCUGGCAAAUUGGGCUCAGAUGUUUUCCUUCUCAUAGAUCACAUCAGUAUUGGCAGCCAACAUUCCAAGAUGGUUGCACUAAAAUAACAUAGAACUUGGCUACAUGAGCCAGGCCAAAAGCCUCUGCAAGCACAGUUGCUGGCAUAUGUAUCUGGUUCCAUUUUUAAAUGGUUUUAAGAAGUUUUGUAUAUGGAGGAUAAAGUGCUUAUAUAUUUAUUAAAGAUCCUUUAUCAUAUUUGAAAUUACUUGGUAAAGGUGGCUUUUCUUUUCCUUUUGGGGGCAAAUGUGUUGGGAGGGGGAAGUUGUUUUUAACCUUUGGCUUAUCAAUUAAAAAAUAUAAAAAAAUCCCUUCUUGAGCAUGCAGCUUGGUACUGAACAUGAUUGGCAGGAUGGCUCUCUGUUGUAUGCUUUGUACAUGACAUGUCCAUGUCUUAUACAUUUUGUUACUUAUCAAUGUAUUAGUCAUCUGUUUUCAACCAAAACUAAACUUUUAAAACAAAACUGUGAUCCCCCCCUUUACUUUGCAAUAUAUUUGAAAUUUCAAAAGGGUACUUUGGGGCUCCAAAUUAGGAUUUCUAAGUCAGUAUGUGCAUUUCACGUAUGUUAAUGGUGAGCAAAGUAUUAUAUACUAACUAGAUUUCCCCCCCACAUCUGUAUAGUAUAUCUAUGUAUUUUGUGGUAUUGAGAUUAUAGAAAGUUUAGUGUCUGAAAUAUGCGUUUAAUGUGUAUUUUUAAACAAAUUUAUGGCAAUUAAAUAUUUGGAGAAAAGGGUAUCACAUUUCAAUUUGUAAAGAUCUUUUUAACUACUGUGUCAUUAAAAUGCUUUGUACAAUGCAAAACUGUAACUGGAGAAACUAAGUUUAAUAAAUAUCAAAUAGAUUUUCUGUAUUAAACUUUAUAAGCACUGUGCUUGAAUUAA
This is a messenger RNA of Podarcis raffonei (Aeolian wall lizard), 9197 nucleotides long. RefSeq names its product ALF transcription elongation factor 4 (gene AFF4). The record is from RefSeq and is a predicted model, not a curated record. The transcript is spliced from 21 exons. Gene Ontology annotation, biological process: regulation of gene expression. The coding region runs from base 167 to 3727 and encodes 1186 amino acids. Gene Ontology annotation, cellular component: nucleus; super elongation complex. NCBI's taxonomy places the organism in Eukaryota, Metazoa, Chordata, Lepidosauria, Squamata, Lacertidae.